UAAGGUAAAACUGGUCAAAAAUUAGACAUGUGGUUUUGUGGUCUAGACCUAUUGUCGGUGUGUGUCUUUUGAUGCUCUUUGACAGGUUUCACGAUCAGUAUAAUAAUAACAAUCGGCAAUAAUCGGAUUGAGCAAGUUUUUUAUUUUAUAAUUUAUUAAAGUACUUGCUGAAUUUCCGAGACGACAUUAGACAAGUGCAGUUUUUUUUUUGAAUUAUAAAGUGAAGCAUUUAUAUAUUAUCAUCAACAUCAUCAUCAACUGUGUAGACAUAUUUUACAUUUUUUUUUAAAAAUAAAUUUGCAAAUGAAAUAAAAUUAAAAUGGCUGCAAAAUUGCAACAAUUUGAACCACCAAGUUCAGCAAGUUCAGAAAGCGAUGGAGAUGUUUGUCUUGAAGAACAUGGUAAUUUUCUUGUAGACGAUGCUUCUCAGGAUUAUGAUUUACAUAAUGACAUGACAUCACCAACACCACAACCACCAAGACCACCAUCAGCUGGUUCUCAGAAUCCAAAGUCACCUCGUUCAAGAAGACAAAGAACAACAAGCAUGUCACAAUCAAGUAAAAAAACAUCAUCAGAAUCAAUACUUCGUAGUAAAUCAAGAACAAUAUAUACUGCUGGAAGACCACCUUGGUAUAAUUAUGCAGGACAACAAGUUGAGCCAUUUGUUAUUGGUAUAUGUGGUGGUAGUGCAUCUGGUAAAACAACUGUUGCUACUAAAAUUAUUGAAUCACUGGAUGUUCCUUGGGUCACCUUACUAAGCAUGGAUUCAUUUUACAAAGUAUUGAAUCAAAAACAACAUGAAAUGGCUGAACGUACAGAAUACAAUUUUGAUCAUCCAGAUGCAUUUGAUUUUGAAUUAUUAAAAAUGACAUUACAACGACUUAAAGAAGGAAAAAAAGCUGAUGUUCCAAUUUAUAAUUUUGUUACACACAGUAGAGAAAAUAGAAGUAAACCAAUGUACGGUGCAAAUGUAAUAAUAUUUGAAGGUAUUUUAACAUUUUACAAUGAAGAAGUUAGAAAAUUGUGUGAUAUGAAAGUAUUUGUUGAUACUGACGCUGAUGUAAGAUUGGCUCGUCGUAUACGUCGUGAUAUAUCACACAGAGGUAGAGACUUGGAGGAGGUACUUAAACAAUAUUGUACAAUGGUUAAACCAUCAUAUUUUUAUUAUAUUGCACCAUUGAUGGUACAUGCUGAUAUAAUUGUUCCACGUGGAGGUGACAAUGCAGUUGCUAUUGAAUUAAUUGUUCAACAUGUUCACACUCAAUUACAGCUGAGAGGAUUUAAAUUACGUGAAAAAUUAGCACACUCAUAUAUUGGUCAGCCAUUGCCUUCAUCAUUGUAUAUGCUACCAGAUACACCUCAAGUAAAAGGACUCCACACAUUUAUACGUAACAAACAUACUGAUCGGGAUGAGUUUAUAUUUUAUUCACGACGAUUGAUACGUCUUGUAAUUGAAUAUGCACUUUCGUUGUUGCCAUUUGAGGAAAUAACUGUAGAAACACCACAAGGAGUAUCAUAUAAUGGUAAACAAAGUGCAACUGAUAAAAUAUGUGGAGUAUCUAUAUUGAGAGCUGGUGAAACAAUGGAACAAGCAUUGUGUGAUGUUUGCAAAGAUAUUAGAAUUGGUAAAAUACUUAUUCAAACAAAUUCCGAGACUGAUGAACCAGAGUUGUAUUAUCAACGUUUACCAAAAGACAUAAAAGAUUAUCGAGUUAUAUUGAUGGAUGCAACAGUAGCAACAGGUGCUGCUGCAAUGAUGGCAAUACGAGUUUUACUUGAUCAUGAUGUUCCUGAAGAAAAUAUAUUAAUUGUAUCAUUAUUAAUGGCUGAAUCUGGUGUUCAUUCAAUUGCCUAUGCAUUUCCAAGUGUUAAAAUUGUAACAUCAGCAUUGGAUCCAGAGAUAAAUGAAAAAUUUUAUGUUCUUCCGGGAAUUGGUAAUUUUGGUGAUCGUUAUUUUGGUACUGAACCAACUGUAAUUGCCAAUGAACUUGAAUAGAUAUUAUCAAUCAAUUUUGUAAAUAAUAAUAAUUAUUAUUAUAUUAUACA
Aphidius gifuensis is the source of this 2046-nucleotide messenger RNA. RefSeq names its product uridine-cytidine kinase-like 1. Lineage: Eukaryota; Metazoa; Arthropoda; Insecta; Hymenoptera; Braconidae. Gene Ontology annotation, cellular component: cytoplasm. Gene Ontology annotation, molecular function: ATP binding; kinase activity. The transcript is spliced from 9 exons. The record is from RefSeq and is a predicted model, not a curated record. Bases 320 to 1996 code for a protein of 558 amino acids.